This is a messenger RNA of Calliphora vicina (urban bluebottle blowfly), 357 nucleotides long. Its product is annotated as sarcotoxin-1C-like. NCBI's taxonomy places the organism in Eukaryota, Metazoa, Arthropoda, Insecta, Diptera, Calliphoridae. Gene Ontology annotation, biological process: antibacterial humoral response; defense response to Gram-positive bacterium; defense response to Gram-negative bacterium. The record is from RefSeq and is a predicted model, not a curated record. Bases 73 to 264 code for a protein of 63 amino acids. Gene Ontology annotation, cellular component: extracellular region. The transcript is spliced from 2 exons.
GUUUAAGUAUAAACAACUAAAAUAAUAUUUUAGUAAUCUCUAAAACUACUAGUACUCAAUAAUAGUGAAAACAUGCAAUUCUAUAAAGCUUUUAUUUUUGUUGCUUUGAUCCUGGCUGCUUUUGCAGGACAAAGUAAUGCAGGUUGGCUGAAGGAUGUUGGCAAGAAAAUUGAACGCGUUGGUCAAAAUACUCGUGAUGCCAGCAUACAAGUUCUAGGCGUGGCACAACAGGCAGCUGAUGUGGCCGCCACAGCCCGUGGUUAACUGAGAAAUAUUUGCUGCUUAAAAUUAUUUAAAAAAUUGGAUUUAUUUAAAUAAAUAUAAUUUAAAUAAAGAAUAUUUUAAUUAAAAAAACAA